AUGCAACCACUAGACGUAGAAGCUACACCGAGUCGGUGCCGUUCCCAUGCCCGUAGAAAUGCAGAAGGUUGCGACAGCAGGAAAGAGCAAAGAGAUUGUGGACAUGACCGAGAGGAAAAAACUGGAUGUUUUGUGUUUACUGGAGACAAAGUGGAAAGGGAGGUAGGGAUCUGGAUGCUGGUUACAAGUUGUACUGUCAUGGGGAGAAUGGAGCAAGGAAUGGUGCCGGUGGUGGUGAAAGGAAUACACACAAAUGAUGUGUUGAUGGUGAGAAGGAUAACAGAAAGAAAGAUGAGUCUGAAGCUGGAGAUAGAUAGUGUUCUGCUAAAUGUGGUGACUGCCUAUGCCCGACGGGUGGGAUGUGACGGAGAAAAGAAAGAAGAGAUUUGGGAGAAGCUAGAUGAAGCUGUUGAGUUGAUUCCAAAGGAAGAAAGACUCAAAAUUGGUGCGGAUUUUAACGGACAUGUUAGUGAGGGAGAUGGGAGAGUGAUAGGAAAGUAUGGGUAUGAUGCACAUACUGAUAAGGGUCAAGCCUUUGUAGACUUCACCCAUCACACAGACAUGGCUAUUAUAAAUACCUUUUAUACUAAGCGUGGAUCACACAAGGUCACAUACACAAGCGGAGGCAGGUGUACUCAGAUUGAUUGCAUCCUGUGCCGCAGGGUGCAAGGUCAUUCCAGGCGAAAGCAUUGCAAAACAACACCAUGUAGUUAUUGA
Molecule: messenger RNA, 717 nt
Organism: Penaeus indicus
Lineage: Eukaryota; Metazoa; Arthropoda; Malacostraca; Decapoda; Penaeidae
Product: craniofacial development protein 2-like
Exons: 2
Coding region: 1-717 (238 amino acids)
Biological process (GO): chromatin remodeling
Cellular component (GO): nucleus
Source: RefSeq, a predicted model, not a curated record